Molecule: messenger RNA, 1554 nt
Organism: Leptosia nina
Lineage: Eukaryota; Metazoa; Arthropoda; Insecta; Lepidoptera; Pieridae
Source: the annotation of a GenBank genome assembly
AUGUCUGAUAAACCAGUCGUAGCUAGUGGAGCUCAGCCUAUCGUGAAAAUUGGGCAUUAUACAUUAGGUGCUACACUUGGCGUAGGAACGUUUGGUAAAGUAAAAAUUGGUGAACAUCAGCUGACAAAGCACAAAGUGGCUGUUAAAAUUCUCAAUAGACAAAAAAUAAAGUCCCUCGAUGUCGUUGGUAAAAUCAGGCGGGAAAUUCAAAAUCUAAAACUUUUUAGACAUCCACACAUUAUUAAAUUGUAUCAAGUAAUAUCAACUCCAACUGACAUUUUUAUGAUAAUGGAGUAUGUUUCUGGUGGAGAACUGUUUGACUAUAUAGUAAAACGUGGAAAACUGCAAGAGCAUGAAGCCCGUCGAUUCUUCCAACAAAUUAUAUCAGGAGUAGAUUAUUGUCAUAGACAUAUGAUUGUACAUCGAGAUCUAAAACCGGAAAACCUUUUACUAGAUCACAAUAUGCAUGUCAAAAUUGCUGAUUUUGGUCUGUCCAAUAUGAUGAUGGAUGGAGAGUUUUUAAGAACAUCUUGUGGAUCACCAAAUUAUGCAGCACCAGAGGUUAUAUCAGGUAAACUCUAUGCUGGUCCUGAAGUGGAUGUAUGGUCAUGUGGAGUUAUUUUAUAUGCUCUACUCUGCGGUACACUACCAUUUGACGAUGAGCAUGUCCCAACAUUAUUUAGGAAGAUAAAGUCUGGAAUAUUUCCUAUACCAGAAUAUUUAAAUAAGAGUGUAGUUAGUCUCUUGUGCAAUAUGAUGCAAGUUGAUCCUAUGAAAAGGGCAACUAUCGAGGAUGUGAAGAAACAUGAUUGGUUCCAAAAGGAUCUUCCUGACUACCUAUUUCCUUCCCCUGUUGAGCAGGACAGUGGAGUAAUCGAUACAGAGGCGAUUGCGGAGGUCUGCGAAAAAUUCAGUGUUCGUGAACACGAGGUUCAUAGUGCGUUACUCUCUGGUGAUCCACACGAUCAGCUGGCCAUCGCAUACCAUCUUAUCAUUGAUAACAAGCGUAUGGCAGACGAAGCGGCUCGUGCGGAAGUUAAGGAUUUUUAUGUAGCGAAUAGCCCACCCACGGCGACAGAAACACACCGUCCGCAUCCCGAACGAAUCGCGCCCUUAAGAGACAAGUCGUCUCCCGCUGCGCAACCCGCAGCGGACAAACAGCGCGGGACACCUGUCAAACGAGCCAAGUGGCACUUAGGUAUCCGAUCGCAGAGUAAGCCCAAUGACAUAAUGCUGGAAGUCUUCCGUGCUAUGAAAGCCCUGGACUAUGAGUGGAAAGUGAUUAACCCUUAUCAUGUUAGGGUUCGUACACUCAACAGAAUGACACAGAAAUACGUAAAAAUGUCGCUCCAACUGUACCAAGUAGACUAUAAAUCAUACCUGUUAGACUUCAAAUCCCUCUCCGGGGAGCGAGAGGAGACAGACGAAGAAGGAGCGUCCCCCCUCGCGCAGACUCCUGUCACACCAGUCAAUAUACCCACGGCCCCACAAGGACACCACACUAUGGAGUUUUUCGAAAUAUGCGCGGCUCUUAUUAUACAACUCGCUCGGUAG